AUGCCCCGAAAGCGGACCCUGAGUCAAGCGGAAGAAGACUCUCUGAACUGCGCGCUCAGAGAGCCGGGUAUUUCGCAAAGUAAGGCCUUCAAGGUCUGGAGCAUUGCCACAGGCCUAAGCGGCCUGUCUCGUGGGGUAGCGCAGCGUCUGGACGAGUCCCGGCUGCGACCGUACCAGGACCUCUUCGCGCAUGGCCAGUGUCGAGCACUGAAGCCUGACAAGAGUUCUGUUUCUGUGCAUGUCUUGAAGGUGCACAGAGCCCUCCAGAAAAUGGUGAAGGAGUCUAACGCCUGGCACGUUGAGAUGUUGCAGGCGUUGCGUACGAGUUCAGUUCUUCGCCCUGUGCUCUACUUGGACGAAGUGCACGCAGGGAAUGUGCUGUCAGCACAUGCCAUUCUGAAAGUAUCUAUCUUCUACAUAUCCUUCGUGGAAAUGCAGCACUGCUGGCACAAUGAAUUUGCAUGGUUGCCAGCUGCCGUCAUCCAACACGAUGUCGUCGCCAGCAUAGAGGCUGGCCUGAGCCAAGUGCUCAUAUUGCUGCUAGAACAUAUGCACACUCCACGCGAGUUUACGCUCUUGCUGCAGGACCGGUGGUUCGACGUACGCAUGGCGCCCGAGACUUUCUUCAUUGCGGACCACGACGCGCAACGCAUGGUGUACACGGCCAAAGGUUCGGCAGGCAUUAAGCCGAUGCAAAGUAUUCGAGAUCAGGAAUACUUUGACAGCAUAGAAGAUAUGCGGCGCCCUCACACCAAGGCCGCACUGAAAGAGAAAGAGAUCUGCUAUGGUUUGCGUCUCGAAGAGAGGGGUCUCAUGUGCUCCGCGCAGUGGCGUGAAGUCAUGCCGCCCUCUAGAGCAUGCAAUGAUGCCAUGCAUGCCUACUUUUGCAGCGGCGGAAUUGUUCAAUUUGAAAUUAUGCUCUUUCUGCAGACGCUCACCACGCAAACCUCAAGGACACAUGCGGAUCUCCGGACCUUUGCCUCCUCUCAUGGAUGGCAGAGAGGUCCACGAGCUGGGUCGACAAGAUCGGCCGCAUUGUUUCGAGCCUGCUACUUUGACGGAGAUUACUAUCGGGGUGACGCCUGUCAGACCAAGUCGCUGCUGCCUUUGCUGGCGUACUACGCGUGGGAGUUACUCGGCGUGAGAGGCCUUGCGCCGGAAGAGUGUCGGUGCUUGUAUCUGCUGUUGGAUUGCGUCACAGAGAUCCGUCGCUUAGAGCAAAGGUGGCGCCCCCUUGCUGCGCGCGAGGAGGUGGAAGCGUUAGAGAGAGCACAAGAGCUUCACCAAGUGGCAUUUCGCCGCACGUACGGGGAGACGCACAUGCGUCCAAAGCACCAUCACAGACUGCAUCUGGGCGAGUGCGCGCUUAAAUUGGGCAGGCUCCUCACGACAGAAAUCUUGGAGAAAAAGCAUCAGGCUGUCAAGUCUCGUGGUUUACUCACGAGACAGCGCCCGAAGCUGUGCAACUCGGACCACCUCCAGUCAUGGCUCCUGCCUCGACUGCUGCAAGACACCGUGGAAGGCUCCAAGCGAGCCUCCGCGUUGGGAGUGUGGGGAGCCGCAGGCCCCCAAUCUGAGGCCGAUCUCGAAACACAGACAGUCCUGCGAGACAAAUCGGCGCAGCAAGUCUCCACGAUGCAUCUCCGCCAACACACCUUCAGUGUCGCCGAUAUACUGUUGAGUGCUGGCGGUCAAGCGUGCCUUGUGCGGGGUACUGUACCAUGGAGACCAGUGUGGACUCGUGGCACGCGUGGAACUGCUGCGACCGCUUGCUCGGAUGCCAUGGGGCUCAGAAUGGUCUAG
Molecule: messenger RNA, 1803 nt
Organism: Durusdinium trenchii
Lineage: Eukaryota; Dinophyceae; Suessiales; Symbiodiniaceae
Source: the annotation of a GenBank genome assembly